AACUUGUAGAUUUAUUUUUUUUUUGCUGUGGAAUAUAUUAAAACAAAAAAAAAAAUAAAACACUUAAACCAAUCCGAAGUGUGUAUGUCAAAUAGAAAAUAUUGUGCGACAAGAAUCAAAAAAUAAAACAAUAACAACAAGAACUGUAAAAGAGACAAAUAAAUAGACUUUUUUUAUGAAUGAUGACGGAUAAUAAUAAUUCUUAUCAAACACAACAUCCAGAUAGAUCACCCGAAAACUCUGCUAUUAUUUCUCAAUCGCCGCAUCAUGUUGUGAUUAAACAAGAACAAUUAAUCCAUGAUUAUAUUGAAGAAAGUCCUCCACCUCCUCUACCAAAUUCAUCAAUAAAUCGCAAGCAAAACUAUUCGAAUUCAUCAUCAAAAUCAACAAAUAUUGAUCAACAACAAAAGCAAGAUAUUCUCAGUUCUCCAAAUGAACAUCAGCAGCAACAAAGCUAUUCAAAUAGCUUAUAUCAAGAGCGAGUCACAACAUCGGAAGUUUCUUCUCCGGAAAUAAGGGGUGGCGACCACCGUAGAGGCGGAGGAGGAGGAGAAACAGGCGGAGGAGGAGGAGGUGGAUUCAAUGAUCCUGAAGAUGAUAAGGAUCGGAAUUCCCCUGGAAUCACCCAAUCUAAUGCUGCUCAUUCUUAUUCACGUUUAUCAGUUCCAUUACAACAACAGCAGAAUAGCAGCAGAAAUCGUGUGUCUCCUACAAAUUGGCAUCAACCUCAAAAUCAACUUGACUACAUUCAACAGCAACAGCAGCAGCAACAUAAUCAACAGCAAAUUUACACUGAUGAAAUUGUACCAUCUCCUGCUGAACAACAACAACAACAGCAACAACAAACCCACAGCCACAACCAGCUACAAAAUGCUCCACCACCGCCGCCAAAAAAUGCUUACGGAGUUUUAAAGCAUGAAAAUGACAUCCUUUAUAUAACAGAAAAUUGUAUUGAAAUUGGAAGAAAUUCAUCGACAUCGCAUGUACAUUUUCAUGUUGCUCGAAAUAGUUUCGUUUCGAGAAAGCAUUUUCAGGUUUUAUAUGAUGCGGAUACUUGUGAUUUUUAUGUUGCGUGUUUAAGUAAAAAUGGUGUAUUUGUUGAUGAUCUCUUUCAACGGAGAUAUGCUGAACCAAUGAAAUUACCAAAAAGUUGUUCCUUUCGGUUUCCAAGCACAGAAAUUCGAAUUUUAUUUGAAAGUUUUGUUGAUUCCACAACGACAUCAUCAUCAUCAUCGUUGCAUAACAAUGCAAUAGCAUCUACAAACAAUGUCCCCGCCAGUAAUAACUUGUCAAAAAUGCACUAUUUUUCUGAUCGAAGGAAUUUAAAUGCAACAUCUAUGGAAAAAUCAAAUGUGAUAUAUUCACCGCUUAAAAUUUCCAUUCCCAAAACGGAACAAAAAAGCCCAUAUCCAUCGCCAACUGGUACUAUAAGUGCUGCGAAUAGCUGCCCAACGAGUCCUCGGCAGGGUUUUCAAGACUAUCAAAGUUACAGUAGCUAUAAUAAUAAUAAUAAUCUGCAGGGUCAAGAUAUGUUUCAAACUCCAUCAACAUCAAACUAUAAUGACCAUGAAAAACCACCAUACAGCUAUGCACAAUUAAUAGUUCAAUCGAUAUCAGCAGCUUCUGAUAAACAACUAACAUUAUCUGGAAUUUAUUCAUUUAUAUCAAAAAACUAUCCAUAUUAUCGAAAAGAAGCAAACAAAGGCUGGCAAAAUUCAAUUCGGCAUAAUCUCAGUUUGAACAGAUAUUUUAUUAAGGUUGCAAGAUCUCAAGAUGAACCAGGUAAAGGAAGUUUUUGGCGUAUAGAUCCAACAAGUGAAGCUAAGCUUAUAGACCAAAGCUAUAAAAAACGUCGACAACGAGGAAGUCAAUGCUUUCGCCCAUCAUACGGUAUGCCACGAUCAGCUCCUGUAUCUCCCAGCCACAUUGAUAAUUCUCGUGAAAGUUCACCAUUACAUGAUAUUGUCUUGCAAUCGGCACCUGGAUCACCUGGAAUGUCUUAUCAAGGCCAUUUAGAAAAUCAUUCAGCUGAAGACUUGAUGUACAACUCACAAACCGUUAUGCAACCAUCGUCCUACAAUGCACACAGUCAAUACAACAAGAGUCCAUACCACAUAUCUGCUCACAAUAGCUCAACCGGACAACAACAAUCGAUUAUUGUCUCAACAUCUGGACAGACAACUAGUAAUGGCGGUGGGACCGGCAGUAAUAUAAAUGGCGGUGGCAGUGGCGGAGCAACUGGAAACCUAGUUGCUAUCAAACGCCAUCAUUCAGCAACAGUUACAUCUGCGCAAUCAAUAAAUUCAUCAAGUGGGAACACACCAUCACAUCAUCUGCAAGAUGCCUAUGACGAUGUGCACGACUACAAUAGUGGAACUGGAGGUACACUAGAUAGUGGUGAUGAAUUUGAAACGACGAUGAAAAGGCCAAAAUAUUCUACAGAAAUGAACUAGUAGUAAUAUGUGUAUGUUUGUCAUUUAAAAUAAAACAAAAAAAUAAUAGAACCAACUUUUGAAAAUAAUUACAAAUAUAUAUAUAUAUAUAUAACCUUUAUAUAUAUGUAUGUGUGAACAUUUUUAUUGAUAUAUACAUAAUAAUGUGUGUAUAUAUAUAAUAAGAUAUCCAUACUAUAUAAUAUAUAGGAAAAAAAUAAAAAAAAAAAUAUUUAUACAUAAAUAUUAACAAAGCACAGAGUAGCGCGGCAAUACUUUACAUGAUAAUAAUUAUUGUAAAAGCCUCCCAAAAUAACCAAAUGAAAAAAAAAAAAAAAUAAAAUUUUUGAAUGAAUCAACUAACCGAAUUUAUACAAACAAAAAGAAAAAGGUUACAUUAUCUUCUUUUAAUUUAUUCUGAAAAAUUCCAUAUAAUUAUUGUUUUGGGAAAGCAAUGUUAAAAAUUUACAAUAAAUAUAAAAAAAAUUAAAUCAAUAAAACAAACUGAAUGUACUAAAAAUGUGUUACGAAUAUAAAAAAUCGUCUACAUAAAUUUAUGUCCAAUAAAAAUGAAAUUUUAUCGUUCGUGAAAUCAUAAAA
Molecule: messenger RNA, 3032 nt
Organism: Episyrphus balteatus (marmalade hoverfly)
Lineage: Eukaryota; Metazoa; Arthropoda; Insecta; Diptera; Syrphidae
Gene: FoxK
Product: forkhead box protein K1
Exons: 11
Coding region: 180-2453 (757 amino acids)
Biological process (GO): regulation of transcription by RNA polymerase II
Molecular function (GO): DNA-binding transcription factor activity, RNA polymerase II-specific; protein binding; RNA polymerase II cis-regulatory region sequence-specific DNA binding
Source: RefSeq, a predicted model, not a curated record